AUGUCGAAAGAAGCAGAUAGUUUGGCUCACGGGGUGGCCGGUGGACUAGGAGGCUUGAUCUCAAUGGCCUUGACUUAUCCACUAGUUACUCUUUCCACCAAAGCACAGGCCUCGAAGAAGAAGAAUGAGGAUACUAAAAUAACUGCUGAAGCAGCCAAGAACCUUUACAAUGGCUUGGAAAGCGCACUGGUUGGAAUAACUGCGACGAACUUUGUUUACUAUUAUUUCUAUGAACUGACCGGCUCUGCUCUCAGAAAAGAUAAGAACACUCCCACGACACUCAAGAAAGGACUCACUGCUUCCCAAAGUAUUUUAGCCGGACUAGUGGCCGGCGUCGUUUCCAGAAUUGUAACAAACCCGAUUUGGAUCGCAAAUACCAGACUGACCGUCUUGAAAAGAUCUUCCAGAAAGAAUGCCCCCAAAAACACUGUCCAGGUGAUCUUAUCGAUUGUGAGAAACGAAGGAUGGAAAAACCUAUUCAGUGGGCUGGUGCCGGCGCUUUUUCUGGUUCUGAACCCAAUCAUCCAGUACACCAUCUUUGAACAACUCAAGACGCUUAUAGUCACCAAGCGCAGAAGGGCACUCAGCUCUGUCGACGCCCUGAUACUAGGAGCCUUCGGAAAGCUGAUCGCUACUAUCGUCACAUAUCCUUACAUAACGGUCAGGUCCCGGAUGCACUUGCAUAGUGUCAGAGACUCGCAUUCGGCCCCUGCUACUUCAAGCUCGGAAAUAACCGCAGCAGACUCUGUUCAGUCGCUUCCUGAUGACAUCGAGUCCUCGGCCCAACUUCACGAUCUCGAGAAGCCUAAAAAGGCACCAGGCAUGCUUUCCAUCAUGUUGGAUAUUGCAAAGAACGAGGGAAUAUUGAACCUCUACAGCGGACUGAGCCUGAAAUUGCUCCAGAGUAUUCUAAGUGCUGCAUUCCUGUUCUAUUUCAAAGAAGAGCUCGUCCAAAAAACCGACCUGUUGAUUCGGAAAGCCAAGCGUGUCAAACAAGAUCCCCUGCCUGCAAAGGAUCUCGCUAUCUAG
This is a messenger RNA of Ogataea angusta, 1029 nucleotides long. RefSeq lists its product as uncharacterized. Gene Ontology annotation, molecular function: NAD transmembrane transporter activity; ADP transmembrane transporter activity; ATP transmembrane transporter activity. The transcript has a single exon. NCBI's taxonomy places the organism in Eukaryota, Fungi, Ascomycota, Pichiomycetes, Pichiales, Pichiaceae. Bases 1 to 1029 code for a protein of 342 amino acids. Gene Ontology annotation, cellular component: peroxisomal membrane. The record is from RefSeq and is a predicted model, not a curated record.